CAGCGAUUAUACACCUUAAUCACCACACCCAGACCCAGACUUGUCUGCACGCCAUCGAUACGCCUUAACGACCACACACCCACUACUCUAUUCCAGCCAAUCAUUCAACCAACCACCAACCAACCAAUCAAUCACAAUGAUGAACAUCAACCUUCUCAAGCGCGACCAGGACGACAGCCUCAGCUCCACACAGCUCGCACUCCUCGUGACCCUCAUUAUGCUGGCCUUGCUCGCACUCGCAUCCAUUGCGAGUCUGCUGUUUCUGCGGAGCAUCCGCCAGGCCAGGAAACAUGCCGAAACCGACCCCGAACUCCCGGUCUACGAGAAGCGCCAAUCAAAUCACAAUCGCCUGACCAUCACCGCCAUGCCAUACAAAGGCCGCGAGUCGGUCAUUACUUACUCGGAAAAACAGACCCUAAUGGACAGCCCUACCAGCCCAGUCCCCGAAAUCCGCAUCACAUUCCCCGACGAGGUGGACGAGUCCGGCAAGCAGCAGUCUGGCCGCGUUGUCGUCGUCCGUGUCGGAGACCAUAGCGUUGGCCUCGAGCCUCUGCAAGAAGACCUGCCGCCCUACCAGCAAGACGCGUCGGACCGCUUCGACUCGCUCGACCUGAACCGCAUGGGCGGCCUCAAGGAAAAGGACGACAAGUACUACUCGUAAACUCGCCCCCAAUCCAAUGCCAACGACAAGUCCCGGCCAGCCCCGCAGCUUCCUAGAGGUCUGGCAGCCCGGGCUCUCGAGCCACUUGGCUACGACUGACUUAUUUCUGACGACGGCUAUACCGCGCUGAGCUUCAGCUUCUCGGAACACCCUUGGAGCCGUCGAGCAGCACUAGCAGCAGCAGGCGCGGUGGCUCCCCAAGUGUAUAUUUUCCGAGUUGACUGGCCAUGUUGCUGUAUACCCCCCCCUUCAUGAAUGGCCAUCUCUUCCGUGAGGUUUCUGUACCUCUUACAUAACUCUAUUCAUUAAUGUAUGCUAUCUACUCCUCCUCUCGAGCGACUGUACAGAACAGCAUGAGAGCCGAAUACACACUGCUUUAUCG
Messenger RNA from Exserohilum turcica Et28A, 1043 nucleotides. RefSeq lists its product as uncharacterized. Lineage: Eukaryota; Fungi; Ascomycota; Dothideomycetes; Pleosporales; Pleosporaceae. The transcript has a single exon. The record is from RefSeq and is a predicted model, not a curated record. The coding region runs from base 218 to 661 and encodes 147 amino acids.